UUCGUCCACUUCUUCCUCCCAUAAACACUUAUCCUUUUUGCUAAAAAAAACACUUAUCCUUGGAUCCAAUCGAACUCCUGAUUGAGCUUCUGUUCAUAUCCAGAUCUAAGGCAGAAAAAUAGUGUGGAGCGGCGGCAUUGUGCUACUGGAGAUGAGAGACCGGACUUCUGUGUAGGCCACACUUCAAUCUGCUACCAAUUCCUUCCCCCAAUUCUUGCUGCUGCUGCUGUCGCUGUCAACAUCUCCGACUUGUCCGUGGACGCAUUCCCUUCUCGUGGGCUUUGCUCGUUGCCCGGUGAUUUCCUCACCUGCCGGACUUAAGGAGUCGAAACUGUGAGGUGAGUAUAAAUAAUUUGAUUUGGAGUCAAAGUAGCUCAAUUCAAGGUUUUGUUGCCGAUCAGAAUGUAAUUGCAAGUGGAAUCAUUAAAGUCAAAAGGAUUGUAGGUGGAUUGGACCCAUGCAGUAGAGCCACAAGAGAUGCAAUACGACGCAGUACAGGAAUGCCUUGCAUUCGUGGGUCCGGUCUCUUCAUUUCCAACAGUACCGCCGCCGCGCGCCAUUCCGCAGCGGAUAAGUGUUGCUGGGAGGAAAUUAACACACCGCUGCUUAUCGGCGCAGUACCGCUUCCGCAUCUUCUCGAUCACUGGACGACGGAUUUGUGAGGGUCGGAAGGAGCCGGGGAGUCGGCCAGCGCGGCGACGAAGACGUCCUAGUCGGCAGCCUGGAGGUUCCCGCGGUUGACGGCGAACUACUUCUCGCGGUUGGCCUUGAUCAGCUCGACAGUCUCCUCCCUCAUCCAGCAAGGCGGAGGGACUUUUCUGGCGAAGGAUUCCGGCACUGCUACGGCCGCCGCUGCUCGGAGGAAGAAGUCAGAAGGAAGGUGAAAUAUUUUUUAAUUUUAAAAUUAAUAUUUAUUUUUAUAUUAUUUUUUAAUUGACACGUCAUCAAACUAACGGUCAAAGGGUUUAGUUGACUGCCACGUAGGAUGGUUUUAACGGAAUUGGACGGCCAGUGACUAACGGUGCAACGAUUCGUAAAGUUAGUGGCGAAUAAGAAAGAAAAGUAAUUCGGGUGGCAAAUGUGAAAGAUUUGUAGGGGUCGUUUGGAUUGAGUAUUUGGGGGUGUUAUUUGAGGUCAAAUAACACAAAAUCUGUUAUUUAACCCAAAAUAACAUGUUUGGCUGACAAAAAGUGGGAUGUGUUAUUUGGAUGUAGUGUUUUGCCAAAUAACAGGUUUGAGACCAAAUAACACAAAAUGUGUUGUUUGCCAAAUACUUGGGAGGGGGCAGGUAUUUCCCAAAUAACAAGUUUGAGACCAAAUAUCACAUACCAAAUAACAAGUUUUAUAUUAUGUGGUAUUUGUGUGGUAAUUGGCCCCAAACAACAAGUUUAUCAAAUACUCAAUCCAAACGACCCCGUAUAAUUUGAAUGACUAAACGUGUAAUUUAGCCAAUUUUAUAUUGUUAAAAUUGAACAUUGGUUUGAACUCCGGUAGAAGAUUUGCAAAUACUCUUACUAGUAAGUAGUAAUUAGUAAGAUUUUUACCUACCCAAGCUUAUUGUUGUAAAGAAAAAAUCAUAUGAGAAUGAGAGACAAUAUUUUUCUCAAUAGAGUGUGUGUCUAAAUCAUUGACUAUCGAUUUGAUUGCUAUAAUGGUGGAGGUUACUCCAUAUCUUUGGUAACAACUUUACAAGUAAGAAGGUUAUUAGUUUGUUAUCUAGUCUCGAACACGCCUUCUCUAAGGUAAUAGGGCUGCCAAAAUCUCGAGCUGGAAGUUAUAUAUGUUGUAACUAACACAUCUUUUCUAUCUUAAUUUUGUAGAGAGAAUCUCUUGAAUCCGAGCUUGCAAUUUGGUCUUGGGAGUUUUGUGUUUGGAUCCGCUCCAUGAAGGACAUCUUGCAUCGGUAUGUAGGGGUGGCAGUUCGGUUAUUUCGGUUACAAUCGAUAAUCGAUCAACCGGUUAUCGGUUAACCGAACUAACCACACAUACCGAAAACCGACCAAAAUAGGUUUCAGUUUCUCGGUUAUCUCAGUUAUCGGUUAACCGAAUCACUUUUAAGACCAAAAUUCAUUGUGUCUAGCUUCCGAUAAUCGACCGAAAUUCAGUUACUUUGGUUACCAGUUAGUGGAUAACCGGACAGUUAUCGAUUUAACCGGCCGGUUAACUGAUAACCAAUAACCAAACUACCACCCCUAUCAGUAUGACAUAGGUCAUCCAAGAUAAUUGGCUUGGACAUAUAUCAGGUUUGGAGUAAACAUUAUUUAAUUGAAUUCACAUUCUUUAUACAAUUCCAUUUAUUUAUUUCUUAACUUGUCUAAACACAUUUUUACGAUUAAAAAAAACUCCCAAUUAAAAAAAAAACAUUGAAAUAGAUAUGUAUCGAGAUUUAAAAAUCCUGAUUUUUACCCAUAAUUGAUCAUAGGACAAUUUUCUAACAUUUAAAAUGUUACAAUUAUUUUGUUUUCUCUUAGGUAUUGGAGACAUUCCCACUAAGUAGUCUUGAUUAUAUCUUUGUGUCGCAAAUGUAAUCUAACUUCUCCAAAUAAAGAAUUGAGAUCGUGUAAUGUGGAGUUUGGAUUCAUUGAUGGCUCAAUCGUGGACAGUGCAUCUUUUUUGCAUCGUGACCAUCAACCUAGCUAGCGAUUUGACCUAAAUAAUUUGAGGAAAUAUUCAAAGUUGAAUCAUUCUUCCAUUAGCUUUUCUAAUACGAUUUAAAAAAUUCAAAGGUAUAAAAUAAAGGUGUUAGUGAUACCGUACUAUAUCAAUUGUCCGGCUGGAAAUAUCUCUUAUCGGAAUCUAAAUCGGUUUGUUAUUUUUAACGGUAUGAAGUUUGAAUCACAUUUAAACAAUAAUUUCAAUACAAAAUAUCAUAUUGCUAACUUUUUCGAUACAACCUACGAUGUGAUUUUACAAUCACCGAGACAUAAUCAAGAGUUGAAAUUCAA
Molecule: messenger RNA, 2945 nt
Organism: Linum trigynum
Lineage: Eukaryota; Viridiplantae; Streptophyta; Magnoliopsida; Malpighiales; Linaceae
Source: the annotation of a GenBank genome assembly